Messenger RNA from Emys orbicularis (European pond turtle), 609 nucleotides. RefSeq names its product C-type lectin domain family 2 member B-like. The transcript has 5 exons. The record is from RefSeq and is a predicted model, not a curated record. The coding region runs from base 1 to 609 and encodes 202 amino acids. NCBI's taxonomy places the organism in Eukaryota, Metazoa, Chordata, Testudines, Emydidae.
AUGUGCCCCACUUGCUACGCGGAUCAAACAGAGAAUGGAGGAGAAACAGCUAAGGCACUUCCUAACCCUGCAGGCUCACAGACAAAAACCAGACCAGAUAAAUCUAACUUCUGGCUUUGCCGUAUCCUCUGGAAAUAUUAUAGGCUAGUCAAAGUCCUGUUUCUAGUUUUUCUCAUUAUUGCUGUUAUUGUUUUGGCAGUGGUUAGCAGUAGGCCCUGCCCAAAUCAUGCCCCUACCACAUGUCCAGUCGAUUGGAUCGGGUCCCAAGGGAAAACAUACCCAUGGAAAUGCUACUACUUCUCACAGGUCGAUGGGGAUUGGAACUCCAGCCAGAACAACUGCUCUUCGUUCGGUGCCUCCCUGGCUACAGUUGACACCUGGGAGGAAAAGGAUUUUAUGCUCCACUAUAAGGGACCCUUAGAAACCUGGAUUGGCCUUACCAGGGAAGAAGCAGACAAGCAGACCUGGAAAUGGGUAAAUGGCACCCCUUUCAACAACCUGUUUCCAAUAAGGGGAGGAGGUGAAUGCGCGUAUCUGAAUAACGAACAAGGUAUCAGCAGCUCAAGAUGUAGUACAGGGAGACGCUGGGUCUGCAGCAGGCCAGCCUGA